Molecule: messenger RNA, 711 nt
Organism: Dendrobium catenatum
Lineage: Eukaryota; Viridiplantae; Streptophyta; Magnoliopsida; Asparagales; Orchidaceae
Exons: 3
Coding region: 273-521 (82 amino acids)
Source: RefSeq, a predicted model, not a curated record
AUUAUUUUUACCAGCGAACGGCGUCGAACGCAAGUAAAGCAUUAAAGGCAGGACCACUUGACAACCAAGCAACGCGCCGUUAGGGCGUCAUGACAGGGCCCCACCUACGGCCCGGAACCCAAACCCAAAUUAAAUCCAGCCAAUUGGUCUGAGGAUACAAAUAGGCGGGAAAGUUCUUUGAGCCAUAAUUUUCCAGCCAGAGCUAGGCUUUUGGGUCUCAGUAGAUCCAGCGAGGCGGCAAUUUUCUCCGGCUCUUCUCUACCGCUGCAGAGAUGAAGAAAGCCGGAAUCUUUGCAGCCGCAUCGGUUGCCACCGCAUCAGUUUCCGCCGCCUCCUACGUUGCUCUCUCUUCCGGCUCCGACCGCUGUGCCGGCCCGCACUUCAAGAAUGAGGGUUCGUCGUUGCCGUCGGGCUCGAAGGAAGCGGGAUCAGAAUCGCGAAGGGACGGAGGGGUGGAUAAGUUCGCUCCCAGGUUUGAUGGGCUCAGGUUUAUCGAAACGCUGGUGACGGCUCAUAGAUGAUGCGGUAAAUCUCAAUAAUCGUUUUGUGCUGUCAUGGCUUCGAGUUCUCAGAGACGAGUUAUUAAAUUUUCCCUUUUUCCAAUUUUUUUUCUUCCUCGAAUUGUUCUUUUUAAAGAUUUUUGUGGGUUCUGUCAGAUUAUGUACUGAUGAUGAUUUUGGUUAGUGACGAGCUGAUAUUUUUUUACUUUUC